AUGCAGCUCUUUACUGACACGCAGACGCAUUUUGCGGCCGUAUCUGAUGACGGUCGUCUCAAGAUCUGGAAUAUAGCAAGCAGUUCGCUGCAGCAGGAGCUUAAAGAACGUGAUCAUCUCAGUUACCGCUUUACGUGUUUGACAUGGAUACAAAGUGGUAGUAAAAACAAGAGCAAGAAGCGUAGCAAUGCCAAUGAUUUGGGAUUGCUAGCUUUAGGUACUAGCAAUGGUUCUAUCAUUGUGUGGGAUCUGGCGAUUGGUGAGAUAAAACACACGUUACAAACAGAUGCUAGCCAUGGUGCUGACGCUGUGCAGGCACUGGCAUUUAAUCCACAAGGCAGUAUGUUGUAUUCUAGCUCUAGUGACAAGUAUGUGCUUGAGUGGAGUAUUAGUAGUGGUCAAGUGGAGCGCAAGUUUCGCUGUGGUUCAGGCGGUGCAUCGGCUCUUGCAGUCUCAGCAGAUGGUGAGAUACUCGCGACCGGAGGCACUGCAUUGCGAACGUUUGACUUGGCAUCCGAGGCGUCUAGAUUCCUGUAUGCGGCGACGGCUGGUGCGCGUUUUGUCAACAUGUACGACUUGGCGCUGACGGAGCAUGAUGCACCAGCGCUAACGUUCAGUCUUUCGAGUAGCGUGAAUGGCCUGUUCGCUCGCGCCUCUGUUGGUGAGAUUGUGACGACUAAAAAGAGCAAGAAAGGCAAGAAGCACAAGAAGGAGAAAAACGAGACAGUCAAGUCUGUCGUAAACUUGCUAGUGGGAGCAACGGCGCCCGCGGGGGCGAUGUUUCUGUGGGCCCACAAGUAUCAGCAGGUGGACGACGUAUCUGAGCUGGCAUUAGCCUCGAAACCGCUCCCACCAACGCUGUCGACGGCUGAGAGUGCCGGUAUUCUGCUGGCAGAACUGAGCAUACAGGAGAACAAGGACCAGAUAACAGAGGUUCUGGUUGCGCGCGGAUCGCUCGUCAAGCCUGUGUUUGAAAAGGUAUCUCUUGUAGAGGAAAAUGCUCCAAGUCAGUGGAAGAAAGAGCUAGAGUUCGCAGAAAUCAGCGACGCUUUGCUGCUUUCGGCUGAACGUGCUGAAGCAGCUACCAACAAUUGCAGCAAACGAGCAAAGGUCGAGGAUGCUGUUAACGACAAGAAGACCCACGUGCCAACGCUGAGCGAGCGUCGUGCUCUCGUCAACUCCAUGACUGUUGUGGACGAGACUGCUGGCUUUGAGGAGCUUAACGGCGAGGCUGAUGAUGAAGAAAACGAAUUGACGCUGGCUGAGCGAGUGGAAGCCCUGCGUGAGCGUGUCGAGGGUGACGUGACUACUGCUCUUAGCCGUGCGGAGCGUGAGGCGGAGAUCCCAGAGGACAAGGGAAGAGAAAACAAACCAGAUGCCUCUUCACUUGCUAGUGUGCUAGAACAGGCUCUACAAGCGCGCGACAAUGCUCUUCUUGAGUAUUGCCUGCGCCUGCGCGACGCCAAAAUUGUCGGGCGUACAGUUGCUCGUGUGUCGGCAUCCCGCGUGUUGUCUCUGCUGGAAGUGAUUGUCCGCAAACUUGAAAGGUCUCCAACUCGCUUUUCGCGCCUUUGUCCCUGGCUACGUGCCGUCCUGCUGCACCACACGGCAUACUUGGUGUCUCAGCCUGAUCUUGUAUCUGGUCUAUCGGCUCUUUACCAGCUGUUGGAAACAAGGUUGCAGGUGCACGAGCAGAUGCAAAAGCUUUCUGGCCGAUUGGCACUUGUGCUGGGCCAGAUUCAUGUCAACACAAGCGCGAACAAUGAUCAAGAAGAUGAUGAAAACCGUGCUGUUGUAGUUUACAAUGAGGGUGAAGAGGCGAUAAGUGAAGAUGUUAAGGGCAAUACGAGCAGCAGUCAAGAGGAAGAGGAUGAAGAUGAAAGUGCGAAUGACGACGUAGAGGCUGAGGACGAGUGA
Molecule: messenger RNA, 1917 nt
Organism: Peronospora belbahrii
Lineage: Eukaryota; Oomycota; Peronosporomycetes; Peronosporales; Peronosporaceae
Source: the annotation of a GenBank genome assembly